CGUCACACGUACACGUGCUUUGCUUAUGAGUUCCGACGAAUCAUUCGACCGAGACGGUGACGGACGUGUUUCGGUUCGGGUGCUUUCCAUUGUAUAUUUUUGAAAGUGUUGCCGACUUUGACUGUGCAUUGCGUCACACAGACGUGAUCUGGCCGUGUAUCGACCUCCUAUUUAAUUGUUUGGAGACUUGGAGGCGGGAGCCAUUAUUUAAGGAAGAAGAAAAAGAAGAGCUUUGCUUGUGUGUGCUACCAAUUGCGCCAAAAUGACUAUCGGCAAGAACAAUAAGAUGCUACAGCAUAUAAACUAUAGGGUUAGGAUCAUUCUACAAGAUUCUAGAACAUUUAUAGGUACAUUUAAGGCCUUUGACAAACAUAUGAAUCUGAUACUUGGUGACUGUGAGGAGUUUCGUAAGAUUAAGCCGAAAAAUACAAAGCAACCAGAGAGAGAAGAGAAACGUGUGCUAGGCUUUGUGCUUCUACGCGGCGAGAAUAUUGUUUCUUUGACGGUAGAAGGUCCACCGCCUCCUGAAGAAGGAUUGCCUAGAGUACCAAUCCCAGGAGCUGCACCAGGACCAGGUAUGGCUCGUGCUGCUGGCAGAGGUAUGCCAGCAAAUGUUGCAGGAGUACCAGCUGGACUUCAGGGACCAGUCAGAGGUGUCGGAGGCCCAUCCCAACAAAUCAUGACACCUGGCAGUAGAGGUCAAGUCUCGGCACCUCCUCAAAUACAUCCUGGCGGUCCACCACGUAUGCCAGUUGGUGGACCGCCACCAGGUAUGAUGGGACCACCAGCUGGAAUGAUGGGUAUGCCACCCGGAAUGCCACCUAUAGGACGUGGUGGUCCACCGAUGGGACCACCUGGCAUGAGAGGCCCGCCUCCAGGUUUGAUGCGCGGUGGCCCACCUCGUCCAUAUUAGUUACCAUAUUAUUAAAAGAUAUUUUAUAAUAAUAUUGUUACGCUCUAACGGAUUCACUCAAGCCAAUCCGACGUAACAAAAUAAUCAAGGACAAGAAAUUCUUUUGUAAUAUUAAUAUACUAUACAUUUCAGUUCUUGUAAAAUUCUUGUG
Messenger RNA from Cyphomyrmex costatus, 1064 nucleotides. It is a transcript of the gene SmB, whose product is annotated as small ribonucleoprotein particle protein SmB. Gene Ontology annotation, cellular component: U2-type prespliceosome; U5 snRNP; cytoplasm. The record is from RefSeq and is a predicted model, not a curated record. NCBI's taxonomy places the organism in Eukaryota, Metazoa, Arthropoda, Insecta, Hymenoptera, Formicidae. Gene Ontology annotation, biological process: mRNA splicing, via spliceosome. The coding region runs from base 263 to 913 and encodes 216 amino acids. Gene Ontology annotation, molecular function: RNA binding; snRNP binding. The transcript is spliced from 4 exons.